Cyprinus carpio (common carp) is the source of this 2376-nucleotide messenger RNA. RefSeq names its product membrane associated ring-CH-type finger 3 (gene marchf3). Gene Ontology annotation, biological process: protein ubiquitination. The record is from RefSeq and is a predicted model, not a curated record. Gene Ontology annotation, molecular function: zinc ion binding; ubiquitin-protein transferase activity. Lineage: Eukaryota; Metazoa; Chordata; Actinopteri; Cypriniformes; Cyprinidae.
UACAGUUCUGGCAGUCCUGGUAGCUAUCAGUAGGCCUAAUAUAAAUGUCUUAUAUAACAUUCUGCACAUUUAUUUUUUGGCCCAUGGGAUGAAUAUGAUUAGGUACAUUUAUUUAUUAGUUAACUAUUUAUUUAUUUGUAACCAUUUUCAAACAGUAGAGCAUGGGUUCCCACUUAAUAUUAAAUUUAUUAAACUUAAUAGCCAGUUAAUGCAAAAACUGAUAAGAUUAUAUCUUGCAUGGAAUAAAAGUUAGAUAAAAGCAUCUAAAAAAUGUAACCCUAUUUUAUUAUGCCUACUUAAGAGUGAAAGAUGUCCAAGUACAAUGAUGCUACACCAGACCAUUUGAGCUCUAAAUUAUUAUCAACACAAAAAUACUUUAGAAAAAAUCACCUACUACUUAAAUGUAGCAAUGGAUUAGAGUGAAUUAUAGUCGCACCAUUUUAGACAUCAGUCUGCGAACAAGAUAAUGAAGUAUUUACCAGGAGAUCAGGCCGCUCUUAGACCAGCGGGCUAAAAUUAGGCCUGGUCCAUGAGGUUUAGACGCCGCCAACACUUUCAGCAUUUGUUGUUGUUGUGUCUGCAGUAGUUUACAGUCAAAGACCCUGUUCAGUUAGCAUAAUGUCAGGAAAAUGAAAAGCCACUGGUGAAAACUAACUGGAUUAAGGAAGUUUGAAUGAGGAGGUGCCCAGAGUGUAACCAACAGUGAUGUGAGAGGGAUUUCCCUUUGUCGGCUCUGUGCCUGUGCUUUCCUUGCCUUCCGGCUAAUCCUUCUCACCAACGACCUUGGGCUCAAUGCUAAUCUGACCGGAGAGAGAGAGAGCCUAAGAGUCUUUAAGCCUUCAGAGCCCAGGUUAUGAGGAGUUUGGAUCGAAAACAUGGUCUGUCUGAUGCUUGCAGUUGCUCAGGCAUGAACGGCCUCAUGUGCAGCAGUCAUGCUCUGUGAGGACUCAUCACCUGGACUCAGCGCUGGUCCGGAUUCUGUGGUUCUGGUGAAAGCGAAUGCUGAGACCUCCACGGAUCCUGUACAGGAGGUCAUUCACAGCAGCACUUAUGUUUCCUCUGUGAUCCCUGCACACGGCGGCAUCAGUCUGAACGCUGAGGAGCCGUUCUGUCGAAUCUGUCAUGAAGGCAGCAGCGCGGGUGAUCUGUUAUCUCCCUGCGAGUGUGCUGGCUCUCUGGCGAUGGUGCACCGUGUUUGUCUGGAGCGCUGGCUCAUGGCCUCCGGCACCAGCUGCUGUGAGCUCUGCCACUUUGAGUUCGCUCUAGAGAGACUUCCCAAACCACUCACCGAGUGGUUCACCACACCUUCCAUGCAGCAGCAGAGACGGACGCUGUGCGGGGACAUCAUCUGUUUCCUGUUCAUCACACCCUUAGCGAGUCUGUCAGGCUGGCUGUGUGUGCAGGGAGCCAUGGAUCUGUACUACAGCAACAGCAUGGAGGCCGUGGGACUCAUUGUUCUCACACUCACACUCUUCACUAUUUACCUCUUCUGGACUGUUGUAUCCCUACGUUACCACAUUCACCUCUUCAGGACUUGGAAUGAGACGUAUCCCAGCGUCCGGCUACAGAUGCCCCGUCCUGUGAAGACACAUCAGAGACCAAAACAUCUGACAAUGCACUUCUUGUGCAAAUACAAGAGUAAGGAGACCAUGGUGUAGUGCCUGAAACAUCAUCAGGAAGAAAACAGCUGGCUGUUUCAGACAAACCCUGAUUUCAUGACGUCCUGACUUUGUGUCAAGCCCUGAUUUUGAGUCACACUUAGAUCUGGAAUGAUAUUCUGAUCUGGGACUCACACGCUGAACUGAAUCAAUGUCUAAAUUUGGAGUGAGACCCCAAUUUUGAGAGAUUUGGAGUUACACUCCGAUUUGGAGCAGAUGGUUUCAUCUGAACGUCUGUUUUAAAUAAUGAAAGAAAAGAACACGUCUUCUUAAAUAAACCAGAGAACAAUGUUUUUGAUAUGAUAAUGACCGAGCUAUUUAUACCUGCAGGUUUUAUCUUACAAAACUUGCUUCAUAAUUAUUUAACAGAAUAUAUGUCUAGAAGAACAUACAGUGGCUGUGGCUAGGCAAGACAAUCAUACAGAUUAGCAGAUCAUUUCAUUACUGUUUGCUUUAUCAUGGAAACACUUAAAACUGUUCUCCCAUGAAAACAUGGAAAAUGUGAACAUUUAAUCAUCUUUUAAUCAUUUGAUGUUGUAGCUGAAUUGAAAGGCCUAAACCGAAUCCUGUGUACAUUGUGUGCAUUGUAAAUGUCACAUCAGAAAAUCCAACAUGAGAACAUAUACCCUACCAUUUUUGAAAGUAAUUAGUACUUUUAUUCAGCAAGGAUGCAUUAUAAUGAUCAAAAAUGACAGUAAAGCCAUUUAUUUCUAUUCAU